This is a messenger RNA of Carassius gibelio (silver crucian carp), 910 nucleotides long. RefSeq names its product glutathione S-transferase Mu 3. The transcript is spliced from 8 exons. Gene Ontology annotation, biological process: glutathione metabolic process. Gene Ontology annotation, molecular function: glutathione transferase activity. NCBI's taxonomy places the organism in Eukaryota, Metazoa, Chordata, Actinopteri, Cypriniformes, Cyprinidae. The record is from RefSeq and is a predicted model, not a curated record. Bases 123 to 782 code for a protein of 219 amino acids.
AUUUUGUGGGUGUACUAUCUCUUUAACUUGAUUGCACGCGCACACGCACACGCCCCCUCCUCCACCCGGCCGCUCCUGCGUUUCAUUUUGAAGAGCUGUAUACUUUUGUUGCAACUUGCAAGAUGGCAAUGAAAUUGGCAUACUGGGAUAUACGCGGGCUUGCUCAACCAAUCCGUCUGCUGUUGGAGUACACUGGUACGAAGUAUGAGGAGAAGUUCUAUUCUUGUGGUGAGGCUCCCAACUAUGACAAAAGCUGUUGGUUUAAUGAGAAAGACAAACUUGGGAUGGACUUUCCUAAUUUGCCUUACUUAGAGGAUGGAGACACGAAAGUAGUCCAAAGCAAUGCCAUAAUGAGAUACAUCGCCCGCAAAAACAACCUCUGUGGGGAAACUGAAGAAGCGCAGACGAGAGUUGACAUCUUGGAAAACCAGGCAAUGGAUUUCCGCAAUGGCUUUGUCCAGCUCUGCUAUGGAGACUUUGACAAAAACAAAUCAUGCUACUCUGAGAAACUGCCAGGAACUCUAAAGCAGUUCUCUGACUUCCUUGGUGACAGGAAGUGGUUUGCUGGGGACAAGAUCACAUUUGUGGACUUCGUCAUGUAUGAGUUGUUGGAUCAGCAUCGUAUGUUUGACCCGGAGUGCCUGGAUGACUACAGAAACCUUAGAUGUUUCCUGGAUCGCUUCGAGAGUCUUGAGAAGAUUGCAGAAUACAUGAAGUCAAAGAAGUUCAUAAAAACACCCGUGAACAACAAGAUGGCCAAAUGGGGAAACAAGAAGGAGUGAAAAUGACAAGAGUGUCUGGAUUAUGUUUUUUUGGUACUACUUUUUUAACCUUCCCAAUAAACAAAGGAUUGGAGAAAAGUAUUUGUGACCUUAUUUUGACUCAAUAAAGUAGAGCACUGUUUUGUUCA